This is a messenger RNA of Sciurus carolinensis (gray squirrel), 960 nucleotides long. RefSeq names its product histone H2B type 1-C/E/F/G/I. The transcript has a single exon. Gene Ontology annotation, cellular component: nucleosome. The record is from RefSeq and is a predicted model, not a curated record. Gene Ontology annotation, molecular function: structural constituent of chromatin; protein heterodimerization activity; DNA binding. NCBI's taxonomy places the organism in Eukaryota, Metazoa, Chordata, Mammalia, Rodentia, Sciuridae. The coding region runs from base 1 to 381 and encodes 126 amino acids.
AUGCCCGAGCCAGCCAAGUCCGCUCCCGCCCCGAAGAAGGGCUCCAAGAAGGCGGUAACCAAGGCGCAGAAGAAGGACGGCAAGAAGCGCAAGCGCAGUCGCAAGGAGAGCUACUCGGUGUACGUGUACAAGGUGCUGAAGCAGGUGCACCCCGACACCGGCAUCUCGUCCAAGGCCAUGGGCAUCAUGAACUCGUUCGUCAACGACAUCUUCGAGCGCAUCGCUGGCGAGGCGUCGCGCCUGGCGCACUACAACAAGCGCUCGACCAUCACGUCGCGGGAGAUCCAGACGGCCGUGCGCCUGCUGCUGCCCGGGGAGCUGGCCAAGCACGCCGUGUCCGAAGGCACCAAGGCCGUCACCAAGUACACCAGCUCCAAGUAAAGGGUCCUGAGACUGUGUUGAUUAAACCCAAAGGCUCUUUUCAGAGCCACCCACGUUUUCUGCAAAAGAGCCAGUUUGCUGUUCCGUGUUACCUUAAGGUACAAAUGCCUGAUUAGUUUCUACUUUGCUGUGGAAUUCGCCUCGUGUAUAUUUACAUGUUUUGUAGUUGUAUAUGCAGCUCACUACUUUUAUUUCAAGGAAGUAUUGCUGAGUUGUAAAGGCUUAGUUAGUACUUAAGAGUACUCAUUCCCCAAGUCUCCAUUGUCUCUGCUUUAGUCGUGUCCACCACCGUGCUCUACCAAGACUUCGUGUUUUAUUCACGAGCUACCAUAGCUCCACUCGUUCACACGUUCUCACCCGGUUGCCCUUGCAAUUUACCCUCACCCUCCUCUCCACUCUGAAAUCACCAUCUACAUAUUAGCAUUGUUAAAGGAGUAAAUAGUUCUGGGGUGGCUGGGGAUAAAUGCGGCAGGAUCUGCCAGAGGGGCCUUUGGGGUCCUCAGGAGUUCUGUUCACCUUGAAAACAGAUACGAAGUGUAUCGUACCAUGGGAAGGCAGAUUCUAUGCAAAAUAUUAAAA